Messenger RNA from Fulvia fulva, 744 nucleotides. RefSeq lists its product as uncharacterized. Bases 1 to 744 code for a protein of 247 amino acids. The transcript has a single exon. The record is from RefSeq and is a predicted model, not a curated record. Lineage: Eukaryota; Fungi; Ascomycota; Dothideomycetes; Mycosphaerellales; Mycosphaerellaceae.
AUGACCACCAAAGCCAUCGCCAUCAUCGCCGGCGUAGGUCCCGGCACAGGCGCAGCAGUAGCCCGCCGCUUCUCCAAAUCCUACCCCGUGGUCCUCCUCGCCCGAUCCCCCGAGAAUUACGAGUCCCUAGCCCAAGAAAUCAACUCCUCCGGCGGAAAAGCCAUCGGCAUCAGUACCGACGUCUCCUCCGAAGAGUCCGUCAAGAAUGCGUUCGCAGCCAUCAAGAAAGAAUACGGCGACGCUCCAGCAGCAGCGGCGAUCUUCAACGCCAGUGGCAAGUUCGUCCGGAAGGGGAUCCUGGAACAGACCGUGGAAGAGUUCCACGUCGGACACGAAGUCUCCGUCAAGGGAGCCUUUAUCUUCUCGCAAAACGCCCUCCCCCUCCUCCUCAAGCACGUCGAGUCAAAGGAUGCGCAAUACCCACCCACCUUGAUCUUCACCGGCGCAACAGCAUCGGUUAAAGCCAACGCGUUGAUGUCGUCUUUCGCAUCCGCGAAAUUCGCAUUGCGGGCAUUGAGCACCUCCAUUGCGAAAGAGUUCGCACCUAAGGGCGUGCACGUUGCGCAUGCGGUGAUCGAUGGGGUUAUUGAUAUUCCACGCACUCAGGAGUGGUUGAAGGAUAUGCCGCCGGAGGCGAAGAUUGGGGCGGAGGAUAUUGCGGAGGCGUAUUGGAAUUUGCAUACGCAGAGUAAGAGGUGUUUUACGAAUGAGAUUGACAUUAGGCCUAUGUUGGAGAAAUGGUAG